Molecule: messenger RNA, 748 nt
Organism: Culex pipiens pallens (northern house mosquito)
Lineage: Eukaryota; Metazoa; Arthropoda; Insecta; Diptera; Culicidae
Exons: 2
Coding region: 157-405 (82 amino acids)
Source: RefSeq, a predicted model, not a curated record
CAAGAUCCGGUUCGGCGUCAACUGGCACAACCACGGCGAAGUGGACGGAACGGGGGAAGCUUUUUGAGGGGAAGAGAGAUGGGAAAUAAAAUGUGAUAUUUGAUUAAAAGUGCUCGCGACUUGCCUUUUUUCCUGAGAACGCCCAUCUAUCCGGACAUGUGGUACGAAAGGGAGCUGCAGUUUAUCGAGAAUCGCCGCGGCGGGUUCAGCCUCAAAUACAGGGGCUACCUGUUUACGACUGAGCGCCGGUACAACAACACCGUUAACUGGGUGUGCAACAAGAACAGCAACUCGAAGCUGCGCUGUCCGGCGCGGUGCGUGACGCAGGGCAACCGGAUGAUCAAGUUCGGCAAGCGACGGCACAACCACGGAGCCGUCUACGGGAGCGGAGAAGCUCCCGGUUGAGAAAUAAACGUUUUUGAAGAUGACUGGUGGCGUUUUAUUCAACUGUAGUACAAGAAGGAAGGUGGAUACGCUGAAACUAACCAACAUAUUUUUUUCCAGUUACAGGAGGCUCAGCGCGGUUCAUGUACGGUGAAAAUUACGAGCUCAUCAACAAUCGAAAGGGUGGACUGAACCUGCUUUACGAGGGCUACGUGUACCGGCGGAAGGCCGACUACGCCAGUACGGUGAACUGGGUCUGUGCCAAUCCAAACACCGCCCGGUUUAUCAGUGACCCGGCCCUGGUGUUAGGAUACACGGGAGUUUGCGCCGCUCGGUGCGUCACGAAUAAGGAGGGUGGUAUCAA